AUGUUGUUGUAUUCCAAGGUAUUCUGUAUCCCCGCCAAAAGUAGGGUUAAGACCGAGGGUGUUGGUUUGCUUACCAACACAUCUAGUCGGAUAUGGUUCAAGGUAGGACCGACACUUCAAGUGAUCAAAGGUGAGCACAGAGCAUUCAGACCCAGCGAGCACAACUAUAAAACUCACUACGACCUCACCUUUGCGCAGGAGCUAGGUCUUACAUUCAACCUCAUCAGCGACGGCAAGUCGAUCAACAACCUCGACACAUUCUACACUCCAUUCGCACGCAUCAUGCCAUUCAUCAUCUCUUGUGGUCACCAGAUGAUUGGAACGAUAAUAAAGGACGACAUUGACUGCAUCAAGCGCGUGCACACUGAUGGAUUCGUCUCGACAAAGCCCUGGACUGUCAAGACUGGCAAGUUGGGCAAGGAGUGCGGCGACCUGCGCUAUGAGGGACGACAAGGGCAGCAUCUGAGCAUGGGACAAUCAUGA
Messenger RNA from Acytostelium subglobosum LB1, 483 nucleotides. RefSeq lists its product as hypothetical. The transcript has 2 exons. The coding region runs from base 1 to 483 and encodes 160 amino acids. Lineage: Eukaryota; Evosea; Eumycetozoa; Acytosteliales; Acytosteliaceae. The record is from RefSeq and is a predicted model, not a curated record.